Messenger RNA from Misgurnus anguillicaudatus (oriental weatherfish), 1712 nucleotides. It is a transcript of the gene emc3, whose product is annotated as ER membrane protein complex subunit 3. The record is from RefSeq and is a predicted model, not a curated record. NCBI's taxonomy places the organism in Eukaryota, Metazoa, Chordata, Actinopteri, Cypriniformes, Cobitidae. Gene Ontology annotation, biological process: protein folding in endoplasmic reticulum. Gene Ontology annotation, cellular component: membrane; EMC complex.
CGCAUUGCAGUCCGAUAUACGACAUUACUGUAAAGCAGCAGAAGAAGAAAAACACAUACAGCAGCAGUACAAGCGGUAGCGGCUCGAUGAUUUCGUAUUCUGGGUUAAGGCGUUACCGGGCUUUACGGAGCUAAAGCACGAUUUGAAUACGAGAACAGGUCGUCCAUUUCUCAUCAGCAUCCCUUCACAGAAACAUGGCUGAGCCUGAGCUCCUCCUAGACUCCAAUAUUCGCCUUUGGGUUGUGCUGCCUAUUGUGUUCAUCACAUUUCUGGUUGGAGUGAUACGACAUUACGUCUCAAUUCUGUUACAGAGUGACAAAAAGCUCACGUUAGAACAGGUUUCAGACAGCCAGGUUCUGAUCAGGAGCAGAGUAUUACGGGAAAAUGGAAAAUACAUUCCCAAACAGUCUUUCUUGAUGAGAAAAUUUUUCUUCAAUAACCAAGAGGAUGGGUUUUUUAAGAAGACUAAAAGAAAGGUAGUCCCACCCUCUCCAAUGACUGAUCCCAGCAUGUUGACAGAUAUGAUGAAAGGCAACGUGACAAAUGUCCUGCCUAUGAUCCUUAUCGGUGGAUGGAUUAACUGGACCUUCUCUGGGUUUGUCACAACAAAGGUACCAUUUCCUCUUACACUCCGCUUCAAGCCAAUGCUGCAGCAGGGAAUUGAAUUGCUCUCACUAGAUGCAUCCUGGGUGAGUUCAGCAUCAUGGUAUUUCCUGAAUGUCUUUGGUCUCAGAAGCAUGUAUUCCCUUAUCCUCGGACAGGACAAUGGUGCUGAUCAGUCUCGCAUCAUGCAGGAACAAAUGAGUGGCGCUGCGAUGGCAAUGCCUGCAGACACAAACAAAGCAUUCAAGGCUGAAUGGGAAGCUUUGGAGUUGACUGACCACCAGUGGGCCUUGGAAAAUGUUGAGGAGGAUCUAAUGAGUAAGGACUUGGACCUGUCUGGGAUGUUCAGCAAAGACUUGCCAACGGGCAUCUUCUAAAUGCCUGCAUGUCCACUACUGAGAGGUUUUGGAGGACCUCAUUAAGUCUAAAUGAAUUGUUGGACUGGUUUUGGAAGUGAAUGGACACUCCUAAUACAGUUACUUACAGUGAUAUAAACUUCACUGCAGACAUUUUGUGUUUUUUUUUUCAUAUGCAUGCACCAUUCCAUCCACUGUUCAUUUUUGCUCAGACACAAGUUUCAUUAAGCAGAGGUUUAUUUAAGCUUAAACCUGUAUGGUUUAUCUAUUAUAACCAAACUUCAUACAACACAGCUGUGAUGUUGCAGUGCUUCCUAUAGUUUAGCGUCUUGACAGGUUUUCUUGAAGGCAUUCCCCAAUAAUUAUUGGUGUUUUUUUUAACAUUGAUUAUACUUUUUUUUUUUAGAUUACCUGUGUUUAAUUAUUUAACUAGGACCAUUAUGUGUGUUGACCAAGUAGGCAAAAAAAAUUUUUUUAGAAAGAAAUGUAACAAUUAAAAGUGGACCAAUCUUUAGAUUCUGUUUUGCUACUGUACUUAACAGUGUUUUAUUAGAUGCUUUAUUUGGUGCCAAUAAUCCAUAAUGAACUAUGUAUUGGCAAAUGAAACUAAUUUUCAUCAUGUGUAGAAACUUAAAUUUGUUGGCAUGUUUAAUAUAUUUAUUUAACUUUUACGGUUUGAUCAAAUUUUUCACUGCAUCUAGACUAAUGGGCAAAUGCAUAAUUUUAAUACAUUUUUCAUUUAGUUUUAUUAAA